Messenger RNA from Emericellopsis atlantica, 558 nucleotides. RefSeq lists its product as uncharacterized. The transcript has a single exon. The record is from RefSeq and is a predicted model, not a curated record. Lineage: Eukaryota; Fungi; Ascomycota; Sordariomycetes; Hypocreales; Bionectriaceae. Bases 1 to 558 code for a protein of 185 amino acids. Gene Ontology annotation, biological process: RNA processing.
AUGGCGACGGAAUUCAAGCCCACACUGGAUUUCCUAACAGAUGCGGCACAUCUUCUGAGAACAGCUGCACCCGAGACCUCAGCACACCUCAUGAGCCAUCGCGGUCAGCUCAUGGGUCAACACGAUCUAGCUCCUUCAGAGGUUCAGCGGCAACACGUCUGCAACGCAUGCGGCAACAUCAUGCUGUCGGCUCAUAAUAUCAGUCUGAUAAACGCGAGGGGCGUUUCUAAACGCCAACGCAACCCAACCAAGACACCGCGAACAAAGCAGUCGACGCCCAAAGACACGGCCAAAGUCAUCACUUGCGAACUAUGCUCCAGGAAUACCAGAGUUCCGUUACCGACACCGCCCAAGGCUAUCAGAGCCAAGUCUGCGACAGGCAAAACAAAACCGACGCCCGCAUCCAGCACCGUGGGCACACCAGACACAGCCAAAACCUCCAAUGCGACCAGCAAAAAGCGAGCCAAGAGCCGCAAGGCAGGGCUCCAGGCGCUUCUUGCUGGGCAGCAAAACAAGGGUGCAAGCCCACUGAGUCUCGCGAGCUUCCGCCAAACCUGA